AUGGCGAUGAGCAGGUGUGCGGCUCUAAGCUCAUCUUCUUCCGCCAAUCCUUUCAAUGCUCUAGGCAAUGCUCUUAUCGGACACCCACAACUUUUGAGCCGUAAUUUUAUCCAGACGUUCAUGGCCACAUGCUGCACCAGAUCUGAGAGAAGGCUCACAAGGAUGAGCUUAAGAAGAACAAAGAUACCAUUUCAAGGUCAGCCGAAUCAUAUUGGUAUGAUCCGGUUUGAUUAUCGCCGAAAUUUGAAGCUCGUUGAGCAGUUUCUUUGCGAUUUUGUGAUUAAUUUGAAUAUGUCUACGGAUAAUGAAUCGUUAAUGAGGGCACUGUCAAAGCUAGUCAAUCUUAACAAUCCAGAUCUUGUCUUGUUUGUUGGAGAGGCACUUGUUGGAAAUGAUGUUGUUGAUCAGCUUUCAAAGUUUAAUCAGCUUCUGGAUGAGAUGAUUGACAAUGGCUUCCCUCUCACUAUAGAACCUAAUAUUCUGAGAGAGAUGAUUGCUCCACCAAAUAUAGUUAACAAGAUGUUGAGUGUUGUGACAGGCAACAGUUCCAACAUGAGUGACACACUUCCAAGUGCAACAUCAUCUUGCAUUCCAUGGAGAACAGCAGACCCGAAAUAUGCUAACAAUGAAGUUUAUGUUGAUCUUGUUGAAGAAAUGGAUACAAUUGAUGGGGUCUUGGUGAAAUGCGAGAUAUAUGGUGAAGUGCAAGUUAACUCCCAUCUCUCAAGUGUUCCUGAUUUGACUCUUUCAUUUGCAAACCCUUCUAUUCUUGAUGAUAAAAGGGGAAAGGGUUUCUGGGCUGAGUUUGAGUUGUACGCUGUUGAUCUUUUGGUUGGCAUAACUAUUGACAUUGCUUUGGUUGGCAUGUUGGCACCCUAUGCUCGAAUUGGAAAGCCAUCAGUAUGA
This is a messenger RNA of Prunus armeniaca (apricot), 906 nucleotides long. The record is from the annotation of a GenBank genome assembly. NCBI's taxonomy places the organism in Eukaryota, Viridiplantae, Streptophyta, Magnoliopsida, Rosales, Rosaceae.